CCUGCCCUUCCCCACCGACCCCAUCGACAUCGCAAUCGACAGGACGGCCACGCGCGCCCGAGCUCCGUCACCCGACCCCGUUUUGCCAAACUGAGCUGUCGAUUUCUCUUUCGCGCACAAUGAACGGAUCGCAACACGCGAACGACACGUUGGCGCAAAGGUCGCCGCAAGGCGCAUCGACCCCGGCUGCUGCGCCCGCCAACGGCAACUCGGCAAUAAAUAAGAAGAGGAAGAAGGACGGCCUGAAACCUAUCAUCACAACAGAAGGUCCUGGCUCGGGCGCAUGGGUAUGGAGAAUCCCCCCCAGUUCCAAAGGGGGGAAACGAGCCUGCAGAUAUUUUGGGCUUGUGUGUUUGUGGCUCAAGUGAGCCUGGGCGCUUUUCACCUUGCACUACCCCCCGAAUUCUCCCCUCUCCUUACCGCUUCCCGACUCCUCCCGCACCAGGGGGCCCAGAUACAUCGAAC
Chaetomium fimeti is the source of this 465-nucleotide messenger RNA. RefSeq lists its product as uncharacterized. The record is from RefSeq and is a predicted model, not a curated record. Bases 120 to 368 code for a protein of 82 amino acids. Lineage: Eukaryota; Fungi; Ascomycota; Sordariomycetes; Sordariales; Chaetomiaceae. The transcript has 2 exons.